AUGUCACGAUAUCUCAACUGCCGCCUUUUCACAUCAGCAUGCCGUAGGCAAGCUUCGGCAUCUGAGGCAUGCAGCGAGCUCCUCACCCGCUUUCAGAAUGGGCCCAUCUCGAUACGUAAACAAGUCCUCGAUGCAAAUCAGCUUCAACUGCUAAGUAUCACGUUGAAUCACACUCCCUCAUCUUUCAAUCCUUCACCAAACGGCACGCCAGUCCCACCAGGCUAUCAUCUCGUCUACUUCACGCCCUCAAUUAUUGAGUCUGAAUUGGGUCUAGAUGGCACAGAUAGGACGGUAAAUCCCUUGAGCCCUUAUACAAGAAGGAUGUGGGCAGGGGGCGAAUUGACAUGGAAACAAGAUCGAACCGCGUUGUUGAGAGUCGGACAGGAAGUGAAAGAGACGACGAAGCUGUUGAGCGCGGAGCCAAAGUCUUUGAAGAACGGUGGCGAGAUGUUAGUUGUGGGGGUCGAGAAGACCUUCUCAAACGACCACGGCAUCGCAUUAACGGAUCAACGUAACUGGGUGUUCCAGCGCGAACUUACUCCGGAAAACCCAGUGAAAGCGCCCCCAAGACCGCCAGAAAAGCCUCUACCGAUUGGGUCAAACCAAAGAGACUUUUGUCAGACACCGAUUUCUUUAUUUCGCUUUUCAGCAUUGACAUUCAAUGGUCAUAAGAUACAUUACCUGCCUGAGUGGUGCAGAGAGGUAGAGGGUCAUAGGAAUGCUGUUGUUCAUGGCCCCCUGAACCUGGUCAACAUGCUGGACUUUUGGAGAGACACCAGUAAGAGCGGAGACACAGAGGCGGUGCCCAAGUCGAUCUCCUAUCGCGCUAUGAGCCCACUAUAUGUGGAUGAGCCGUAUCGAAUUCUACUAGAAAAAACUGCUACGAAGGAAGGGGAAAGGGAGACCGACGGACAUUGGCAACUGGGGAUUUGGGAUAGUUAUGGAAAGCAAAGCAUGAAGGGUACCAUAACGGAAUGA
Messenger RNA from Pyrenophora tritici-repentis Pt-1C-BFP, 978 nucleotides. RefSeq lists its product as uncharacterized. Gene Ontology annotation, cellular component: mitochondrion. The record is from RefSeq and is a predicted model, not a curated record. NCBI's taxonomy places the organism in Eukaryota, Fungi, Ascomycota, Dothideomycetes, Pleosporales, Pleosporaceae. Gene Ontology annotation, molecular function: (3R)-hydroxyacyl-[acyl-carrier-protein] dehydratase activity.